Salvelinus sp. IW2-2015 is the source of this 1201-nucleotide messenger RNA. RefSeq names its product CTS telomere maintenance complex component 1 (gene ctc1). The annotation marks the transcript as partial. The transcript has 5 exons. Lineage: Eukaryota; Metazoa; Chordata; Actinopteri; Salmoniformes; Salmonidae. The record is from RefSeq and is a predicted model, not a curated record. Gene Ontology annotation, biological process: telomere maintenance via telomere lengthening; positive regulation of DNA replication. Gene Ontology annotation, molecular function: telomeric repeat DNA binding; single-stranded DNA binding. Gene Ontology annotation, cellular component: CST complex.
AGUCCAAKACAGGGGGGCGGAGACACAGCGCUGAGAUGGGCGGAGACUCGUUUCUGAUUGGCCAGCGUGCGUUCUUCGCUUCAGCCAGGAUUUGGUCCGGAAGAACUCCCGGUAACCGAGCGCUGUUUGCUGGGCGGCAGAUUUCGUGCGUUGUGAACGUAAUGGGCACGCCGUAGUUCUACUAUUAUUGUUAUUCAGAUGAUUUGAAGUUUUUUUUUUGUGCGAGUCUGUGAUAGUUUAUUACUAGCUGGUUGACAACGGUAGCAUUAAUGUCUYUCCGAUCAGACCUUCAAAGAGGUUAAUAGUUACGUGACUUGUCUUGUAGCUAAGGUGAAGAUAUGAGGCGAUCCAGAACKGCAUCAACGACACGAACCUAGAAUGGAAUCAUUCAUGGAUAACUUCAGAGAGAGGAGUGAAGUGGAACGGGAGUGGCUGCAAGAGCUAUUCGUGUUCGUGAGGGACAAUCUGUACCCGGUUCUCGGUCCAUCCACCGGUAGUGUUUCCCCGGAACAGCUCUCUUUAGCCAUGAUACGGAGAGUGGAACGGGCGGUGGGGUCCUCGUGUGCCCGGUCUCUGCCGCUCAGUUACAGGCUCAUCUCCGUAUCCGAGCUGGUUACCUGGCAACGCACACCCUGCUGUAGCAACCUGACCUGGAGCACCGCUCAGCACAGAGAAUGGGUCCGGGAGGCGGAGCAGGCUCUGCCCAAUCACGAGGCUUUGCCGCGUGCCAACCUGUUGCUGAUAGGCUGUCUCAGUGAUGGGUGUGACCCAGAGUGGUCAUGUGACGGAGCGUGGCGUGUGAGGGACGCCACCGGGACCGUGCACUGUGAGCUACUGAGCCCCUCCCCUCUCUGGCUGGGCCUGCCCGUUCUCUUCCCCUGCUGGAACUACAUCCCCCAGCCUGCACCGGGGAAGGACCAGGAAGUGGAGGAGAGGGGCUACCUGGAGCUGGUUGGCUGUCCCCUACCCCUGACCUCUGACCCUGAGAUGACCUUUAACCCUGCAGGGGUCAACCUGAAGAGAUCUGUGGGGGUCAGAGAAGCUGCAGGACUGAUACAGCACAGGGUGCGAGGCCUUCGUGUGAAGGUGUAUGGGGAGGUUUCUGGAGUAUAUCCUCGACUGAACAUCGCAGGGAAGUCCUUCUUCUGUCUCCGUCUGAGAGAGGGACGACACACACUACCAUUCCAUUGCUGCGUCACUG